Molecule: messenger RNA, 5726 nt
Organism: Eufriesea mexicana
Lineage: Eukaryota; Metazoa; Arthropoda; Insecta; Hymenoptera; Apidae
Exons: 3
Coding region: 1-2322 (773 amino acids)
Cellular component (GO): plasma membrane
Molecular function (GO): protein binding
Source: RefSeq, a predicted model, not a curated record
AUGGCGUUGAUCGCAAGUCUUUCUGAUUGGCGGUACUUCAGCGGUGUUUCCGUCAAUCAGAUUGACUUGCAAUUAGCGCCAUUUAUGAUUUUAGACCCGAAGACACCACGGCGUACGAGCGCAUCGGCUGCGUUGCUCCACCUGCUCGUCCUUGCCUGCCUGUUUGCCCUCGGCACGGCUGCGAUCUGCCCGAACAGCUGCAUCUGCGACGACGAGAACCUCGUGGUAUCCUGCAUAGGCGCGAACCUGGACGUCAUACCGAUCGCCUUGAACCCGAGCAUCCAGCGGAUAGUGUUGAAGGAAAAUCGGAUAAAAAUAGUGGACGCGGCCUUUCGAUUCUACGGGGACCUAAAGAACGUGGAUCUAUCGAGCAAUCACCUGUUUACCAUUCCCGACGGGAGCUUCGACGCGCAGAAGCAACUGGUGGAGCUUCAUCUGAGACACAACAAGAUCUCAGCGUUGACCGAGAAGACGUUUCAAGGCUUGAAAUCACUGACGGUGCUGAAUCUACGGGACAACUACCUGGAGAGUCUGAAGAACGGUCUGUUCGCCUCGUUAUCGAAGUUAGAAGAACUGGAUCUGGGGAAGAAUCGCAUAUCCAAGGUGGAGCCAGGUGCCUUCCUGAAACUGGGCACCCUCAGAGUGUUGCAUCUGGACGAUAAUCAACUGAAAACCAUUCCAUCCGCUGCCUUGGCUCCUUUAAACGCUCUAGCAGAGCUGCAUAUAGGCUGGAACGCGUUUUCCUCCCUUCCAAACGACGCUUUCAAGGGACUAGAACAGUUAACCGUGUUGGACAUCACCGGCGCUGGCCUAGACGACAUCAACGACAACGCUUUCCGCGGUUUGAACGCUUUGCGCACGUUGGAACUAGAUGGGAAUAAGCUACGCGAGGUCCCAACGAAGCAACUAGCCGUUCUGCCUCGACUCGAGGAGCUUACGCUAGGUCAGAACUUCUUCACGACUCUGAGAUCCGGCGCCUUCCAGGGCCUGUCAAAGUUGAAAAAGCUGGACAUAUCCGCGGCCAAGUUCUUAACCACUGUGGAACGAGGAGCUUUCUCGGACAACGCCAAUCUAGAAACCCUAGUGCUGAGCAGCAACAAACGUCUAACUACGAUGGCGGACGGUUCCCUGGCUGGUUUACCUAACCUAAGGCACCUAAUGCUGCGUGACAACGCGUUCACCGGAUUCUCGGAGUCCCUGGUGGCCUGGAACGAGCUACGUAGACUGGAUUUAAGCGAGAAUCCCCUGAUCUGCGACUGUAGCCUGCUCUGGCUAUCCGAGGUUCUCGUCCCGAGGAACUCCAGCCCGGUAUUAUGCGCGGAGCCGCGCGAGUCGAAAGGCAAGCCCAUAAAAGGCAUGACACCCGACGAACUGGGCUGCGCCUUCUCAGAUGCCCGGAAACAAGCUCUAUUAGCUACUCUCUGCGCCGCUGGUCUCGCCUUGCUCACCGGUCUAGCUCUCAUCCUCUACUACAGAUGUCGCAGGCACGUGAGGGACGCGCUGAAGGACUACAAAUGGAAGAACCGCGCCAUCUCGCGCAAGGAGCACGAGUAUCAGAAGACCUUCUCCGACGAGGAGUACAUCGUGAGGUCAGCGCACACCCAUCACCACCAUCAUCACCAGCCGCAGUCGCAACAGCUCCCGUCCCAUCAUCACCAUCACCAUCUACAACAGCAACAACUACAGCAGCAGCAGCAGCAGCAACAGCAGCAUUCGCAAAUAGCGGCGGGCAUUAAACCGAUACCGGUGACGGAACUCACUACUCUCGCUGAAGGCUUCACCUACAUCGACGGGGAGACGGCGCGUCAAAUGCGUCGUCCGGGAACGCUGCCCAAUUCCGGCACGUCCGGUCAUCUUUCCGCCGCCCCGAUAGAGGACGGCUCCACGCCACUGAGCAUCGCCGCUGAUAAUUACUCCUCGAUUGGCGGCAGGUUACAUUGCUCGAAUCACUCUUUACGUCGUACGCCGCAGCCGCCCCAUCUACCCUCCCGUGACGCGGACAACGGAUCGGAAAGGGUGCAGAACGACUCGAGGCUUCAGAACGGUAUACCCGGCCAUCAUCACGCGCCUCCGCCGCUCCCUUCGAGACACCAGUCGUCCUGCAGCCAAUCUUCCUACCCUACUCUGCCAAUGAACGGCCACGCGACCCACCAGUACCAUCACUUCACUCGCGAGAAAGACAGGUCCUCGGGACGCGAGAGGAGUCGCGAUCGGGACGCGCAGUCCGUGCCCCAUCGGUCGGACAAGCAGCGGGAGCUACAGAUGGAGAUGGAGAUGCGGGACGGACUGGACAUGAGCGAGAUAGGGACGUAUCGGGCGUAAAGGUGCGAGACGCGCGCGGUGAAAGCGGGAACAAGGUGAACUCGUGAAGGGUAAACGCGGAUAGGCCGAGCGAAUUGAAUCGAAGACUGAACUCGAAACGUUGAGGUGGUGGGGACUCUGACGGUGAACUGGUGAGACACGAAAUGGGCCGCACUUGGCUCGUCUCCGUCCGGCGCUGAUGGACGCAUACGGUCGAAGAAGCAAAGAUCCAUCGAUCCAGCGAGACGAUCCAGCGGGACACAAUGUCGAUGCAGUCGGGAUGAAAUUGGCGGGCUCGCGAGUAAAUCAAAUUGAAGACUGAUUACGACGGACGUCGGUGAACAAUAUCGACGAGUAAUUAACCGAUACUGCUACAUUCCAAUCACCUAUCUGCCAGUCUUCGCUGGGAUCGGCACCACGGGCGUAGCAAUUCGAAUCAGAUUACAACGUUUUAGCCGAUGGAAUUUCUCUGAACUGCGAUCAACGCUGUGUACCGGUUCGACGGGUAAAUCUCGAACCUCGUGGUUAAAUUCUGCCAACGUAAAUUAGAGCGAAGCGCGAGUAUACAGAGAGGGUACGUGGAUGGUAUUUUUAAUGAAAACCACGGUUCGAGAUGCCGAGACUGAUACGUCCGAUGGAAGUAAGAAGACUGGAAGAUGAACCAGGAUUAGUCGUGCAUGCGAAUCGAACCAGAGGAUCGAUAAUGACAGCGUGGCACGAUGCUGGAAGCAGAGAAUCCGUCGUGGGGAAUACAGACCGACUGGUUAUCGAGAGUCAUCGGGAGACAUCGAUACGUCUCGCUAGACGUGGACACUGCUUCCUUCUCACAAUGGUGUGGUGCACGGUCCAAAGACUCCACGGCAAAGGGGUUGGCUAAGGGCUAGGUGGAUAGGAUUGAGGAUCGUCGCGUGUGAAACGUCCGUGAAGAACUGUGUCGAAAAGGGGGAGCGGAGCAGGAGCAGUGCACGUUGCUACAACGGUUUUACGAUCGUCUUCAUCUUGGAACGAAAGCCGUGUGUUGGAGACGUCGGUGACUUUGAGGAUCACUCGCGAAGGAGCCCGCAAAGACGUAGCAGCCAGAGGUGGAGGGCAAAAAGAGAUAAGAGUUCCAGGCGAACUCGGUGAGGAUGACGUUCGCCGAAUGAAUGUCCCGAUGCUCGGACCAUAGAGACACGUCGUUUGUAAAUGUCAGUUUGGAAAGUUCGCGAGGUGGAACGACCGAGUGGAGAUCCAAAGAAGAGAGGAAUCGUCUCUUCGGUUUACGCUUCCGCCGAUCGUUGUCGCUCGCAAAUGAUCCGAUGAACGUUAUGGGAAACAUAUACCGCGAUCAUGGUGAAAAUCGUGAAUUUUCAAGCGCCUUAGCAAGCGAGUAACUCGAGAACGAGGACGUGAAAUCGUAUUCAGAAUACUCUAUUGGGGAUUUCAAUCAUUCGUUGUACCCUAUUCCCUGCGUUUCUUGCGUACAUGUAUAUUUCGUAUUUAUUGGCGUGGUAUUAGAUAACUUUGUACUUGUACCUUUGUAUCGUCUAUGUUAUUUAAGAGGCAGGCUUUUGCUUUUUCUACGUUCCCUCGAGAUAUGCGAGCCCCUUUUGUCAGAAGGAAUGGCGUGCAGCCAUUGUAAAUUAUUGUAAAGACACCCUCGGAAAUUGAAUUUUCAUAAGAAAACGAACAUGUAAUGGGACAGCUAUACGCUCUGAGUACGAUUCGUAAUAAAUGAACGCUCACGCGAACACUCCGCGACAUGCAUUUGCGUACUUUGAAAUAUUCCACGAAAGGCGACCACUUAAUUAUACCGAAACCGUCGAAUGCUACGACAAAGGACGAUCUCAAGUUCGAUAGCGUGUCGCUACACGACCUGCGUGAUAAAAUCGAAGGAAUUCCCAAGCUCGAAAGUAACCUCGACGAGUUUUGACUGCCGAGAAUAAUCGCUCAAUUGAAUAUUCUCCUGUCCUUCACGAAUCUUCAACAUAAAUGUAUAACGAACUUUCUUCGACCGGCUGGAACUCUCGUGAAACUGCAACUUGAUCGUGAACUUAGGCUCCAACUACUCUGGGUGACAACGCGCUGUCUCGUUGUACUUAAAACGGCUACUUAAAACCAUUUCCUACGAAAACCGAGUCUUUCAUUCCUCUCGUGAACGACGUUUGAACCAGGAUCGAGGCCACCGAUUAAUCGGUGUCCAAAUUCAAUUCGACAAAACGUGCAUUAUAUAUCUUGAUCUCCGACCCGACCAAUUGAAUAACGAGUCAGCCAUCUAGUUGAGAGCUAAAGCUAAACGAUCGAGCGUUCAUCGAAGGAUCCUCCGGUUCCUCGCAUCAGACUAUGGAUGAUGCAUUAAGAAAUUCAACUAUUAGAUCGCUUUCGUUUAUGGAAGGCAAAACUAUAACGUGUAUCAUAAGAGACGUAUUCUCAUCUAACAUAGAAUUACACUUAUAUACAUAUAUACAUAUAUAUAUAUUCUAAACGAUCGAAUUUUAUUUUGGAAAUGAAGCGCCAAUAUACAGAGGCACGACAUAGUUCAGCUAGUGUCACGUGUCCUCCAUCAUCAUAACUUAAGGAUAAAUUUAUAGUGUCUCGUCGGUGCGAGCACACGUCUCUGCCAACGUCGAGAUUCGUAGGACAAAGAUUACCCUUGCCGGGGGCGCGUGUUGCGCGAAUCAAAACUCUCCCGAUCAACCCCCGUGUGCUUUUGCUUUUCCAAACUCGCCACGCUAUUUUGUCAACAGAGAAAAAUAUACCUCAGAGCUGAAAAAAAGGGAUUUGCCACGAGGCUAAAAAAAAAAAAAAAAGGAAAUUUCGAUCGUCGUUAACGACCAGCAAUUUUUUUUCCUCCGGUUCGACUAACGCGAAAAUCGAUUGGCAAGACACGAUACCCGUGCACGAUCCUGGUCGCACCAGGCAGCUGUUAACCGACCAGAGGCAAAAACUUAUCAACGCAUCGAAAUGUGUUUCACGAUUUACGUGCGCUCGUCGUACUUCAACCACGAUCGUUUCACCAUGAACUCGAUAGCGAUCGAAGCUCGAGAGCAGGUUCCCGUUGUUACUCGCAGUGCCGAGUGCACGUUCCAGGACGGCUGGCGGUCGUUUUUAUUCCACUUGGGCGCAGGUUUAGGUGUCAGCCGCGCCCCCUAUCUCGAUGCGGAGUUAUUAGUCCCGCGGUGUACGCGUGAACGAUGAUAGACCGCGAUGAGACGGAGCCACGAGGCAUCGAAAAACGAUUGUAAGAUAACGAUGUUCGAUGUAAAUAGCCACUUCGUACCGGCUCUCGAUUUCUUCACGUUCGUCCGCUGUUUCAGAAUCAAAGUAACGCCGCGCGGUUAGGGCUAGCGCGUCUAGGGUGUCUGCGAUAUUAAUGUCUCGAGGUUGUAAAUAACGUAGCGAUUGUAAUAAUUCGUGUCGCGCGAAUCGUCUCCCGUGAUCGUAAG